UCAGGGAGGCGGGCCGGGUCUCCGCGGCGCGGCCGCCCAUCCCGUGAGGGUGUCCGGUAACACGGCGCUCUCGGAGCGAGGGUCUCCAGCCCGGCGGCGUCGGCGGCGUCUGAGAGCCUAGAGCGAACGGAGGACCAGGCCGCGAGGUCGCGCGCAGAGUAGCCAAAGAGAAUGAAAGAAGUAGAUAAUCUUGAAAGUAUAAAAGAAGAAUGGGUUUGUGAAGCAGGAUCUGACAAUCAUCCUCUCACUGAUAAUCAACAAAGGAGUUCUGAACAGUUUGUUGACAGCCUUUUUGAAGAAGCUCAGAAGGUUGGUGCCAAAUGCUUGUCCCCCUCUGAACAUAAGAAACAGGUAGAUCUAAAUAUAAAAUUAUGGAAAAAUGGAUUCACAGUUAACGAUGACUUUAGAAGUUACUCUGAUGGUGCAAGUCAGCAGUUUCUGAACUCGAUCAAAAAGGGGGAAUUACCUUCAGAAUUACAAGGAAUUUUUGAUAAAGAGGAGGUGGAUGUUAAAGUUGAAGAUAAGAAAAAUGAAAUAUGUAUGUCUACAAAGCCUGUUUUCCAGCCCUUCUCAGGACAGGGUCAUAGACUGGGAAGUGCCACCCCCAAAAUUGUUUCUAGAAAAAAGAGUAUUGAAGUUGGAAAUAAAAAUGCUUUGUCUGCUGUCUCACUGAACAACUUGGAACCCAUCACUAAUAUACAGAUCUGGUUAGCUAAUGGGAAAAGGAUUGUGCAGAAAUUUAAUAUUUCUCAUAGGGUGCGCCACAUCAAAGACUUCAUUGAAAAAUACCAAGGAUCUCAAAGCAGUCCUCCCUUUUCUCUGAUAACAGCUCUGCCUUUGCUCAGAUUGCUAGAUGAGACACUCACACUGGAAGAAGCCAACUUACAGAACACUGUCAUCAUUCAGAGACUCAAGAAAACUGCUGAACCUCUUAGAAAACUUUCAUAAUAUUUGAAAGACUAAGUGGAAAGUUUUCAGGGAAGGUUGCAAAUGGACAUGCAAAGUGGGAGAUAGAAGAAGUCAUUGUUACUGGACUUUUGGGUUGAGUGCUGUUUUAACUCCAGAUGAGGGGGUUUUAAAAUAAUCACAAGUUAGGAGAAUGACUUAUAACUGCUCUUUUCAUGUACUUUUCCCAAAAGACUACUUGGAAAAGAUACACUUAUUUUCAGAUUCUAGUUAAUCAAGACAUCAUAUAUAUUAAAUAGCUGUUAGGAUCUUAAUAUGGUCUAAAAUAGCAAAAAUAUUCACGUUAACAUUCAAACAUCAUUCUCAGACAACAGGUAUUUCUACAAAUAUUAGCUGUCUUGGUUUUUAAAUGGUGAUACAUAGCAGGCUAAAAGCAUUAGUGUAAUUAUUUUAUAACUUAGAUAUAAUAAAGAUUUGGAGGAACUAUUUCUCCAUGGCUGUGUCUUAAACCUCAAA
This is a messenger RNA of Jaculus jaculus (lesser Egyptian jerboa), 1422 nucleotides long. It is a transcript of the gene Ubxn2a, whose product is annotated as UBX domain protein 2A. Lineage: Eukaryota; Metazoa; Chordata; Mammalia; Rodentia; Dipodidae. Bases 172 to 948 code for a protein of 258 amino acids. The transcript has 7 exons. Gene Ontology annotation, cellular component: cytosol; nucleus. Gene Ontology annotation, biological process: proteasome-mediated ubiquitin-dependent protein catabolic process; autophagosome assembly; nuclear membrane reassembly. The record is from RefSeq and is a predicted model, not a curated record. Gene Ontology annotation, molecular function: ubiquitin binding.